Molecule: messenger RNA, 1200 nt
Organism: Aspergillus mulundensis
Lineage: Eukaryota; Fungi; Ascomycota; Eurotiomycetes; Eurotiales; Aspergillaceae
Product: ACL4 family protein
Exons: 2
Coding region: 1-1200 (399 amino acids)
Molecular function (GO): protein binding
Source: RefSeq, a predicted model, not a curated record
AUGGGGAAGCCCAGACCUCACAAGAAGAAAGCUUCCAAAACCCGCGAAAAGUCCGUCUUGAGCGCCGGCGGCUCGAUCUCAAAACGAAAGAUGAACGAGGAUCCUACCAAGCUCCUUGAGCAGGCGACAAUACUUCUUCAGACCGGACAGGCUGAUGCUGCGCUUUCGCUAGCCCAACAAGCUCUCGACGCUGUGCCCGCCAAUUCCCCCGCACAGCUUUCGAGUCUGAAUGCGGUUGCGGAAAUUUACGUCGAGCUAGGUGAGGUCGACCUCGCGAGGCAACAUUUCUUGAAAGCGGUUGAGCUCGAUCCGACGGGUUCUAUCUCAGAGGCUGAGGGAGGCGGCGCUGAAAAGUUUCUAUGGUUGGCUCAGUUGAGUGAACUCGGCGGGAAGGAUAGUGUCCAGUGGUUCGAGAAGGGCGUUGUGGCUCUUAGGAACGUCAUUCAACAAUUAGAGGCGAACAAUGGUGCUGCACAAGUAAUGGAACUCGAAGAGAAGAAGGGAAAGAUGGCCAACGCUCUUUGCGGUGUUGCGGAGAUCUAUAUGACCGAUCUUUCAUGGGAAGAAGACGCGGAAGCCCGCUGUGAGAAUCUGAUCACCGAAGCCCUGUUGGUCCAGCCCAACUCUCCCGAAGUACUACAGACGCUGGCGUCGAUUCGCAUUUCGCAAUUACGAGAAGAUGAUGCGCGGGCAGCGCUCUCAAGGAGUUUGGAAUUAUGGAAGGAUCUGCCCCCAGAGGAUGCGCGUGUUCCUGACUUCCCAACAAGAAUCAGUCUUUCGCGUCUUCUCAUGGAGGUCUCGAUGUUGUUGGAGGCGCUGGAAGUGCUCGAGCGCCUGAUCCUGGAAGAUGAUCAGAGUGUGGAGGCAUGGUAUCUAGGAGGCUGGUGUCUUCAGCUUUUGGCUGAGAAGGGAGAAGCACCCAAGGAUCCAGAAGAGGAAGAGUCAAAGGAGACGCCCGAGUCCAAGAGACAUGCCUCACUUGUUGCCAGUCGAGGGUGGCUCAAGCAAAGUCUGACACUGUACGACCUUGUCCAAUAUGAGGAUGAAAGGCUCAAAGAGCACGCUCUCGAGCUAGUCGAGGCUAUGAACAAGGAGCUCGGAGAAGAUAUGGAAGACGAAAGCGGCCCUGAGGACGCCGAAGGUGAAGAGGAGUGGGAAGGAAUUGAGUCAGAUAGUGACCACGAGAUGGCCGACUCGUAA